Messenger RNA from Gordionus sp. m RMFG-2023, 3116 nucleotides. RefSeq names its product glycine dehydrogenase (decarboxylating)-like. Gene Ontology annotation, molecular function: glycine dehydrogenase (decarboxylating) activity; glycine binding; pyridoxal phosphate binding. NCBI's taxonomy places the organism in Eukaryota, Metazoa, Nematomorpha, Gordioida, Chordodea, Parachordodidae. Gene Ontology annotation, biological process: glycine decarboxylation via glycine cleavage system. Bases 1 to 2943 code for a protein of 980 amino acids. The record is from RefSeq and is a predicted model, not a curated record. Gene Ontology annotation, cellular component: mitochondrion; glycine cleavage complex. The transcript has 25 exons.
AUGAAAAUUCUCUUAACCGUUUUAACCCUUAUAAAUUAUGAUUCUCAUAAAGAUGCUCUAAUAGACAGCGAGAAGAAUAAACUAGCUAAAUAUUCGCCAUCGAUUCUUGCCAACUUUACAUUCCUACCAUUAGUCGCCACGACUCUAACUUUGUGUGGCCCACAUACCCUGGCCUUCUUUAAAGGCUGGGAAAAAGGAUAUCUGCUAGGACCGAGGAUCCCAAUGAGGGAUUCUACCUACGUCAAAGGAGAACAUAAAAUAUUAAAAAAAUGUUUGGAGAUUGGAAAUUUGAAUAAAAUAUGGAGAAAUUAUAUAGGACUUGGAUUUUACAAUUGCCUGAUACCUGCUCCGAUUGUUCGUAAUGUCUUUGAGAAUCCAGGAUGGUACACAUCUUAUACUCCAUACCAAUCUGAAAUAUCACAAGGAAGAUUGGAAUGCCUGUUUAAUUUUCAAACCUUGAUCAGUGAACUGACUGGUUUGCCAAUCGCUAAUGCCUCCCUUUUAGAUGAAGCAUCAGCUGGGGCUGAAGCCCUAACAAUGUCAUAUAGAAUAAAUAAAAGGAAAAAAUAUGUCAUUUACGCAAAAUGUCAUCCCCAAACUCUGGCAGUCGUUAAAACGCGGGCCAAAUUUUUAGACAUCGAAAUAUUGGAAGUGGAAAACAACAUGGACCUCGCCAAGCGCUUGAACGAAACCGUCAGCGGAAUCAUGUUUCAAUACCCUAACACGGAGGGAGAAAUCAUUCCUAACAUGGCCGAACUAUCCGAAAUCGCUCAUAAAAAUGGGUGUGUAGUUUCUGUUGCCACCGAUCUUUUAUCACUCUGUUCCUUGGCUCCACCUUCCCAUUUUGACUGCGAUAUCACUUUCGGUUCUUGCCAAAGACUGGGAACCUUCAUGGCAUUCGGGGGCCCUCAUGCUGCGUUUUUUGCCGCCAAAUCAGCAUACCUGAGGCUCAUGCCGGGAAGGAUAGUAGGAUUGACAAAAGACUCUUCUGGAAAUCGAGCUUUUAGACUAAUGCUACAGACCAGGGAACAGCACAUUAAAAGGGAAAAGGCCACCAGUAAUAUCUGCACUGCUCAAGCUUUGUUAGCCAACAUGACAGCCCUUUACGCCAUAUACCAUGGACCUGAUGAUCUGAGGGGCAUAUCGGCCACGGUUCAUCAAAACGCGGAUAUUCUGAGACACUGUCUUAUCAGCGCUGGCCACACUGUCAAGCAUUCUAAGUAUUUCGAUACCCUCAAAAUUUAUCCCAAGAUCGGAAUGGAUUUAGUGAAGGCCAGAGCAGCUCACGCUAAAAUCAAUCUCAGAUAUUUCGCCGAUAAUUCUGUCGGUAUAUCGUUGGACGAAACAGCGGGAACGGAUGAUGUUCGGGAUAUUUUAAAAAUUUUCGACGAAAAGCCGAUUCCAUUGGAUAAAAUUGGAACGGACUUGGAAACACAAAAUAGUCUAUUGUACCCCAGAUCAACACCUUUCCUUGCCCAGUCCGUCUUUAACGACUAUCAUUCCGAAACCGAAUUUGUGAGAUAUUUAAAAAGGCUCGAAAACAAGGACUUAUCGCUCACGAAUUCCAUGAUUCCUUUGGGAUCCUGUACCAUGAAACUGAACGCCACCACAGAAUUAAUGCCUUUAUCUUGGCCCAAUUUUGCGGACAUUCACCCAUACGCCCCUAGGGAGCAGACGAUAGGUUAUGACAAGAUUAUAAAAGAACUAGAAUUCGAUUUAUGCGAAAUAACCGGGAUGGAUGCGGUUUCCUUCCAAUCUAAUAGCGGAGCGCAAGGCGAAUAUUCUGGAUUAUGUACCAUACUCGCUUACCUCAAAAACGAAGCAGGCGGAAACGACGCUGAUAGAAAUAUUUGUCUCAUUCCUAACUCGUCUCACGGCACCAAUUUUUCCAGCGCGUCCUUAGCCGGAAUGAGAAUCGUUCCUGUGAACACCGACAAAAACGGUUACAUCAUCUACGAACAUUUCGAACAAUGCAUUCAAGAAAAUGGCAAAGAAUUGGCCUGCCUCAUGAUAACGUACCCCUCAACUCACGGCUGCUUUGAUCCAAAUAUUAGAAAAAUUUGCGACAAGAUACACGAAAGUGGAGGCUUAGUUUAUAUGGACGGUGCUAACAUGAAUGCCCAGAUAGGACUUUGUAGACCUGGCGAUUUUGGGGCGGAUGUUUGUCAUUUGAAUCUCCAUAAAACGUUUUGCAUUCCCCACGGUGGUGGCGGUCCCGGCAUGGGACCUAUAGCAGUGAAAUCCAAAUUAGCACCGUAUCUUCCAAACCUAAACAUUCGGUCCACCUUGCAGGAGCGCGAAAAUCUUUCGGAUAAAUCAUUUGGCGCCAUUUCAGCUUCCCAAUAUGGAUCUGCAAUCUUGUUGUUGAUCUCCUGGAUGUACAUCAAGCUGAUGGGACCCCAAGGGAUCAAAUUGGCCUCCCAAAUCGCCAUUUUGAAUGCCAACUAUAUAUGUAAAAGGCUCGAGGGUCAUUACGAUAUCCAUAGGAACGACGCCAACGCCAAAGAUUUUAGGUGCGGUCACGAGUUUUUGUUAGACCUGAGGACUCUGAAGCAAAGUCAUGGUAUCGAGCCCAUGGAUAUCGCGAAACGCCUACAAGACUUCAAUUACCACGCCCCUACAGUUUCGUUUCCGGUUUCCACUUGCCUCAUGAUAGAACCGACGGAAAGCGAAAAUAAACGCGAAUUAGAUAACUUUUGCGAGGCUAUGAUAACCAUCAGGGAAGAAAUCAAUGACAUUGCUAAAGGAGUUUACACCAAAUUUAACAAUCCAUUGAAGAAUGCGCCUCAUACGCAAAACACGUUGGUAUCCGAUGAUUGGAAGCUUCCUUACUCCAGGAGAAAAGCUGCUUUUCCUAUGGAAAUGAAUUUCAAAGUCUGGCCGAGUGUCUCGCGAGUAAACGAAGUGUUGGGUGAUAAAAAUCCGAAAUGCAAAUACGAUUAAAAAGAAAAAAUGCGAUAGUUUUCAAUUUAUUAUAAUUAAUAAUGCAAAUAUUUAUUUUUUUACAACAUAUUAGAGCACAUUUAUUAACAAUAUAUAAAUACAUUAAAAUAUAUUCUAUAUAAAAAAAUAUAAUUGUAAUAAUAUAUACAAAAAAAGAUUAAUAAAAAAAUGCU